AUGGAUGUCAGAGGACUUUGUGCAAAGUCUAGCUUAAUAAACAUACCAUUUAGCCUAAAGUAAAACCACAAUGGAGAGAAACAACCCCUCAUUAGAAUGAACAAAGGUAUUUGUCCCACACAAAAAAUAGAUAGUGUUUGAAUGGCCAACCAGUGCUACCAAAUACCCGGAUGUUCCUGCUGUUCCAUKGUAGCCAUGGAAACCCUUCAAAACAACAACAUUCGUUUUCCAGUGUAGAAAACGAAYGUUAUCUACGGGUUUCCAAAUACUUUCUCAACGUAAGUGUUGAUAUACGAAGAGAAACACGAUGGAUGAGAGGCCUUCAUCAAACCUAAGCUUGAGAGCAUCUGAAAUCGUGAAAAAUGUACUGGAGAACGCACGCGGUGCCCUCGGCCACCAGCAAGAGGUGGAAGACUCCACCGAAUACGAGUUUARAAACAUCGAAUGGAUCWCUUGCAAGGACUUUACAAUUGAACUGGGGAAACUGCGAAUCGAGGAGUACAUCCACACAUGGGAGGUGCACWCCAGCUGGCUUUUUAGCCUAGUAUUCCUCCAGGAGACGGAUCAUGAGUUUCACAAACAGUACCACUACCGGGCACAAUGGAGCAUCCCCACCCGACGCACCCCGAUCCCCAAGGCGACUGCCAGUGUCUACUUUGUCAUUGUGAUUUCCAAGAUCAAACCUCAGACUUUGCCCGUGGAGGUGUACUUUGUAGUGGAGUCGAACAGGCUGACACACAGGCCAGGGCAAACGAGGUUCAGGGAGAAGUGGUUGAAAGACGUCAUCGAGAGYAAGACGYURCUCCAGAAUACUGUAGACUUUUAGCAAUGUAAACAUUGGAAUGGACAGYUAACGUUUCUGUGACGAAUAUUAAWAUCUUAUGAGACACCUAACGUCACCUAGCGAGCACAUAUCCAGGCCAAAUGGGGAACACACGAGUCAGUACAUGGGCUUGUAUCAAUAAAGGGACCACUGCCUUCACUGUGAAGAGUUGGAAAAAAACAUAGCUGCAUAUCAGCGAAGAUAUUUGUUUUACAACAACUCGGUCGUUUUUUGCUAGCUAGYUUAGCUUGCUAACUARCGAUACAACACAGCAGCUAGUACCUAACGUUAAUUUAUUUUACGCUGGGUUAGCUAACUAGCAAAGCAGCAUCAGCUCGCUAAUCAUCAUUGAGUUUACGACAGCCCAUUUCAAAUGGUGUUUUGUAAACUAUGAUUAAAACCUAGACAAAUGUAACAUUUCAUCCAAGGA
Molecule: messenger RNA, 1253 nt
Organism: Salvelinus sp. IW2-2015
Lineage: Eukaryota; Metazoa; Chordata; Actinopteri; Salmoniformes; Salmonidae
Gene: akap14
Product: A-kinase anchoring protein 14
Cellular component (GO): cAMP-dependent protein kinase complex
Molecular function (GO): protein kinase A regulatory subunit binding
Source: RefSeq, a predicted model, not a curated record